AUGGCCGAAUAUGAGUUUUGUAUUCUAGGUCUCAAAUUGGCACUUGCUAUGGGUGUUCGUGAAUUGCUAGUCAUCGGAGACUCAGAUUUACUGAUUCACCAGCACCCAGAUCAGAGUUAUAUUGAUCCUUUGAAAAUAAACUUGAAGGAGAAACCCACACAUUAUGCAUACGUUGAAGAGGAUCCUGACGGAAAGCCAUGGUACUAUGAUAUUAAAAGGUAUUCAGAAUCUGGAAUAUAUCCUGAAAGGGCCAGCAACAAUCAAAAGAAGACAAUCUGGCAUUUGGCAAAGAAUAAUUUUACAAGUGGGGAAAUCCUUUUUAGGAGAACUCCAGACUUAGGAUUCUUAAGAUGUGUCGAUGUUGCAGAAGCAAAUAAAUUAAUAAAGGAAGUACACGCUCGAGUUUGCGGGGCCCACAUGAAUGGUUUUCCCUUGCUAGAAAGAUCCUGA
Capsicum annuum is the source of this 450-nucleotide messenger RNA. RefSeq lists its product as uncharacterized. The record is from RefSeq and is a predicted model, not a curated record. The transcript has 2 exons. Lineage: Eukaryota; Viridiplantae; Streptophyta; Magnoliopsida; Solanales; Solanaceae. Bases 1 to 450 code for a protein of 149 amino acids.